Molecule: messenger RNA, 470 nt
Organism: Wasmannia auropunctata (little fire ant)
Lineage: Eukaryota; Metazoa; Arthropoda; Insecta; Hymenoptera; Formicidae
Product: high affinity cationic amino acid transporter 1-like
Exons: 2
Coding region: 106-408 (100 amino acids)
Biological process (GO): amino acid transport
Cellular component (GO): plasma membrane
Molecular function (GO): amino acid transmembrane transporter activity
Source: RefSeq, a predicted model, not a curated record
UUAAGGCAUUUUAAUUAAGUCUCCUUAGUCGUGAGCUGACUGUUCGUGCGCGGACAGUUUGUAGAAUUUAUUUUUAACGUUUUUAUACUUUCUCGCACAAAAAAAAUGGAUUUUGCUUUGACAAAACUUAUUGUGUUGCAUAAAAUGAAGUGGAAAUUACGUGGAUUGUACAAGGCAUUUAGUCGCAAAAAAGUAGUGGACAGCACUCAAGAAAGUACAUUGGCGAGAGUUUUGUCGACUCUCGAUCUCACAGCUUUAGGAAUUGGCUCUACUUUAGGAGUAGGUGUAUACGUCUUGGCGGGAUCCGUCGCGAAAGACCAUGCUGGUCCUGCUGUGACCAUUUCAUUCGCUAUCGCUGCGAUAGCAUCAAUGUUCGCAGGUAUGCAUUUACGAUUUACAUUAUUAUAGUUAAGAAGACAGUGAUAAAAGGACCAUUCGGCGAACAUUAUCGAUCUCCUUUUCUUAUUAUG